Messenger RNA from Culicoides brevitarsis, 674 nucleotides. It is a transcript of the gene tsu, whose product is annotated as RNA-binding protein 8A. NCBI's taxonomy places the organism in Eukaryota, Metazoa, Arthropoda, Insecta, Diptera, Ceratopogonidae. The record is from RefSeq and is a predicted model, not a curated record. The coding region runs from base 97 to 588 and encodes 163 amino acids. The transcript has a single exon. Gene Ontology annotation, biological process: RNA splicing. Gene Ontology annotation, molecular function: mRNA binding. Gene Ontology annotation, cellular component: exon-exon junction complex; cytoplasm; nucleus.
GUCAAACAACCGAUAAACAAACUUUCGUCUCGCUUUCCUUGCAAAUUUUGAAAAAAAAACUUUAAUUCCUCGUAAAUUUCGUCAAAUAAUAAUAUAAUGGCUGAUGUUUUGGAUAUAGAUAAUGCCGUCGAGUUCGAAGAAGAUGACGAAAUUCAACGAUUGAAGGAAAAGGCACGCAAACGUAAGGGACGCGGCUUUGGAGGAGAUGCUGUUCAACGUGAACACAUCGACGACUAUGAAAGUGUUCAACAAGACGACGAAAAUGAGUUGGAGCCCGGACCUCAACGUUCUGUCGAAGGAUGGAUCUUAUUCGUUACAGCCAUUCACGAAGAAGCACAAGAAGACGACAUCCAAGAAAAAUUUUGCGAAUUCGGAGACAUCAAAAACAUUCAUUUGAAUUUGGAUCGUCGUACGGGUUUCUUGAAAGGAUAUGCAUUAGUCGAGUACGAAACAUAUAAGGAAGCGCUCGCAGCUAAAGAAGCUCUGCACGAGUCAGAAAUUUUGGGACAACAAAUCUCCGUUGAUUGGUGUUUCGUGAAAGGACCUAAAAAGACGAGCAAGAAGUCCGGAGAUCGUCGUAGAAAAUAAUUUCGAUAGUUUUUAAGAGAUUAAGAACAAACAUUCAUACCUUUUUUCAAGUCAUAACUCAAUAAAAUCAUCAUUUCACUAACAAA